AUGGCGCUGCUAAGCGAUACAGUCGACCGUGCUAUGGCCGAAGAUCCUGGUGAAAAUGAGCUCCAGAAUACCUUGCCAGAUGACGAACGCUUGCGAGAUGGAGGUGUCUACGAGGGUGCUACUCCACUUCCAAUUGUUGAGCUCCAAGCCUUCUUCCGAGGAAAGACCAAGAAGCGCUGGAGCUACAUGCACACGAACGCCAUGGCCAUAGCGUUCAUGCUCGAUCCAACCACUGAUCUCGAUGACCUAAUCGGAUCUGACAGUAGAAAUGUUGACAGCCAAGUUCGCGAAAUGUCGAAACGGUGUGGGCUAACAUCAAUCACUAAUGAUCCAAAGCUGACAGCCGAAAUCCUCGAUUCAAAUGCGAAAAACGAAACGGAGGAGAAGCACUCCGUCAAAUCUACGCUGAAUCAAGCCCGCGUGACUACUGGAAUGCAAUGA
This is a messenger RNA of Phytophthora nicotianae INRA-310, 441 nucleotides long. RefSeq lists its product as hypothetical. The transcript has a single exon. Lineage: Eukaryota; Oomycota; Peronosporomycetes; Peronosporales; Peronosporaceae. Bases 1 to 441 code for a protein of 146 amino acids. The record is from RefSeq and is a predicted model, not a curated record.